CAAAACGAGCGACAAACAAAAACAGCACCAUUUGGUUCUCCGCCUCUCUCAGCAAUCAUCCAUGGCUCACUCAUCUGCCUCUGAUUCCCGCUGCCACCUCACCGUCAACCCUCCCCUUCCGAUCCCCAAAGAUGUUCAAGGAUCUGACAAUCCUAUUCCGCUUUCACCACAAUGGCUUCUUUCAAAGCCUGGGGAGAGUAAGCCUGGAAUAGGAACUAUGGAAAAUCGUCCUGCUUCGUGUACAGCUAACGGAGAUCGUUCCGAAGUCGUGAAGCCACUGGGAAAUGAUGAGGGGAUGCUUGAUACCCAAAGAAGGAUGUUUUUAGGCCAUCCUUACUUGAUAUGGAAACUGGUCUGCGAGAACGCUGGCGUGAUGAAGAACGAGACACACAUUCAUCUGUGCGCAAAGAUCACUGGAGGGAUGGUGAUAAAGUGCUCGGUGACACUCGCAGGAUGGAUCGAUGGGCAGACUUGCCUUCGAAACAAUUUGGAGAAGCACGCCGUGCACCCACCGAGCGGUGGACCGAUUCAGGUAACAGGGAUUCGAACUAUGAUCAAAAGCGUGAGAGCAAAUGGAACACACGCUGGGGGCCUGAUGUUAAAAACAAUGAAAGGUCACGAGAGAAGUGGGCUGACUCCGGAAGAGAUGGUGAUAUGCCUCUUGACAAAGGGUUGUCUCAUCUUUCCAGUCAUGGAAAGGAUGUGAGGGAGGGUGACUACUUUCGGCCAUGGAGAUCCUCCUCUUCUCAAAGUCGAGGAAGGGGUGAGCCUCCUCAUCACCCCACACUAACUCCAAGCAAACAGGCUCCCUUGUUUUCUUAUGGCCGGGGACGUGGUGAAAGUCACCCUUCAACAUUUUCUGCUGGCCAUGCAAGGGGAAGUUCUGGUGGAAACCCAGGGGCUAGUAUACCUUCCCAUCAUCAAAAUUUGGGAAUCAUAUCUGAAAAGGGUGAUAUUGACCGUGUGGAGCCAUCCCCUUUAAGAUAUAGUAGGAAAAAAUUGCUAGACUUAUAUAUGAGGACUAACAUGAGAGUUUACCAAAAACUCAUAGAAGAGCUUGUAUCGGUGCCUUCACUUACACAUAAUGAACCAUUGGAUCCUCUAGCUCUUUGUGCUCCUAACCCUGAUGAAAUGCUUGUUCUAAAUGGAAUUAACAAAGGGGACAUAACAAAUAGUGGUGCUCCAUUGAUGCCUAAAGAUGGGACUGCCAUCAUGAACUCUACUGAGUUUACUCAUUCAAGACGAAACAAAAUUGGAAGUAGAGAAGAUUUACCACCUGAUGUUGAUGAUUCUAAAGAGGAAAGUUCUGACAUUCUAAAUAACAGUUAUUCACAGCUUGAAAAGCUGAAGGGAAACCCAGAUACUAAAUUCAAAUCGGAAGCUGUGGAGAAUAGGGGUCCUUACAGAAGGGAUGAAGAGCUUCCCUUAAGUAGGGAAUCAAGUAUACUAGUCACUAACUCUGUUAAUCCUUGCACCGUGUGGCGAGCCUCUUCAUUGGGAGAACAAUCAUCUAUAAUCAAACAGGACUGGAAGGAGAUUCCAAAUGAUGUCAGGUCAAUAACCCCCGACAUGAGCUGGUCACAACCACGGAAAGAUAUAAUUAACCAACAAGAAAGUAAUGUGACAAAUUCAUCCUAUUCUAGAGAUGGAGGAAAUUGGCAAUCCAGUGAGGAUUCUAUCCUUAAGAGACAGUCAUCCGUUGUUUUGGAAGGGGAACCCGAGUCUAGGAAGCUGCCUGCUCCGGAGGAGCUUGUCCUUCACUACAAAGAUCCUCAAGGUGAAAUUCAAGGGCCUUUUUCUGGGAUUGAUAUCAUAGGUUGGUUUGAGGCAGGAUAUUUUGGGAUAGAUUUGGAAGUUCGGCUUGCAGGUGCACCGGAGGACUCACCAUUUUCCUUACUUGGUGAUGUAAUGCCCCACUUAAGAGCUAAAGCCCAGCCGCCACCUGGAUUUGGUGUGCCAAAGCAGGGUGAAUUCUCAGAUUUGUCAAGCAGGCAAAAUUCUAGUAGCCUCGGGAAAGUUCAUUCUGGUGCAAGUGAUAUUGAUAUGAUCAGAAAUGAGCCAAGGCCUGCAACAGAAGCUGAAAAUAGGUUUCUGGAGUCACUCAUGUCCGGUGGCAUGAACAAUUCAUCCCAAGGAUAUCUUUCAAAUAAUCCUGGUAGCAUUCUGGUAUCUGGAACAGAAAAUGGGAGUGAUCUGUAUCCCUUGGGCAAGAGAAUGACUCUGGAACGGCAGAGUUCAAUCCCAAAACCCUACCCUCAUUGGCCAGGGAGAGAUGCUGCAUCUUUGGUAUCAAAACCAGACAUCAUCUCUGAAUCACCUGCAGCACAUGCAAAACUCCUCGCAUCAUUGACUGAUAGCACUCUUCAGCCACCUCAUUCGCAAGCUGCUGAUUUGAUGUCCAUCCUCCAAGGAUUACCUGGCAGGUCUGCUCCUGGGGUAAAUAAUAGUGUAGGUGGUUGGUUGAAUUUCCCUGCACAGGGUGCUUUGGAUCCUCUUCAAGAAAAGAUUGAGAUAAAUCAUGCUCAAAAUUUUCCUACCCAAGCACCCUUUGGGAUCCAGCAACAGAGGCUGCAAACACCGACCCAACCUUGGUUGAAUAAUUUACUUCAACCUGUGGAUAAUCCAUCUGGCAUCUUAAAACCUGAAAAUUUUUUCUCGUCAACAUUUCCUCAAGACUCCCAACUGUUAAAUAUGUUGCAGCAGCAGUAUUUAAUGCUGCAGCUACCCCAGACGCCAGUACAACAAACACAACAGAUGUUACUGCUUGAAAAGAUCAUGUUGCUUAAGCAGCAACAGAGACAGGAGGAACAGAAAAAGUUGCUACGGCAACAACAAUUGCUCUCACUGGUUUUGCAAGGACAUCAAUCCCAGGAGCUAUUUGGUGAACCCUCUUAUGGAAACCUACAGACUACAAUACCAACAGGGAAUUCAUCCAUGGAUCCCAGUCGACUUCAGCCGUCAUCACUAGAUAUUCUUGAGACUGGUUCGAUGAUCCCAGGCACCGUAGAUGAACAUGCUUCUAACUUAAUGAAUCUGCCUCCACGAGUCUCCAGAGAUAUGAGAGAUGCUGUUAGUUCUGGAUCUCGGCCUGUUCUUCUAUCUCAUGAGAUGCUCAGUAGUACACAUUGUGAGAACAGCUUGGGGACCAAUGCACCAGAACUGGUUAAUAGCAUCAAACAAUCUUUACCAGUGACAACAAUCAUUGAAAGCUCACCCUCAUUGGAAGUUAACUUAUCCUCUCAGGAGACUUCCCUUGUGCAAGAGCCACGUCUUGCUUCAAACUGCCAUGCUCUUACUUUGGAGCCGACAUGGGGCUUUGCUCAGAAGGUAGAUGAAACUGUACCAGCUGUACCCGUUGUGAAUGAUGCAAGUUGUGGAACCUUGGAACACAAUGAAACUGCUACUGCUAGAACAUGUAAAACUGACACACCUAGUGAGGAUGUUCAACCUACUGCUUCUAUCGAUGAACUGCAAGUUCAAAGAGAGAAAAGCAAUGAGCAGCCUUCUGUAGUGAGAGAAUAUAAGAACGCUGAAGCUGAUGAAGUAAGAAAAACUUCUGGAAAGAAGUCUAGAAAGCAAAAGGCUGGUAAAUCACAGUCUGACCUUGCAAAGGGACUUUCCAAGCCUUCCUCUUCAGUGCAAAUGAAACCAUCUGAAACUGAAGCGCAAGUUGUUGGUGACACUAACAGUGCUGCACAUAAUAUUGAUGUGAUGUCUCCUGGAAUGAUAAAAGAGAACAACUCAGGUAUUUCCCCAAUGGAUUCUCACUAUGCUAAAAGUUCUCCAGGUGCUAACAUUGUGGCGGUUGACGAUGAAACCAAAGAACUAAAGGAUGAGUCCCGACUUUCCGGUUCUUUCCCAGUGCAGAACCCAAUUGUACAGCCGUCCAUACAUGCUUGGAAACCUGCUCCUGGUUUCAAGCCAAAGUCAUUAUUGGAAAUCCAACAGGAAGAACAGAGGAAGGCUCAAACAGUGAUGGCAAUAUCACAGGUUACUUCUGUGAAUUCUAUCAAUUUGUCAACUCCGUGGGCUGGGGUUGUGUCUAGUUUAGAACCCAAAGUUUCUAGUGACACUCAAAGAGAUGCAGAUUUAGCUGUGUUAGCUACUGUGUUCACUGAGAGUUCUUUAAAGCCAGUGAGUAAACAGAGCCCAUUGCAUGACCUGCUGGCAGAAGAAGUUUUGGCAAAAUCCAGGGAAAGGGAUGAUGUUACUACUACAAAUGUGGAACCUAUUGAUGAUGACAAUUUUAUCGAGGCUAAAGAAACUAAAAAGAGCCGAAAAAAGUCUGCCAAAGCAAAGGGAACAGGAGCAAAAGUUUCAGUUCCUCUUAGUACUGUUGACACCCUUCUUGUUGGUGCAAAUACUGUUGAGAAAGGCAAAGGAUCCCGUCCAGCACCGCUGGAUAAGGAAGUAUUGCCUUCAAUUCCCUCAGGUCCUUCUUUGGGAGAUUUGUUCCUUGGAAAGAGGAGGCAGUUAACCCUUCUCCUGCUCCAGCAUGGUCUGCUGAUUCUAAGAAACUUCUCAAACCCACAUCAUUAAGGGACAUCCAAAAGGAGCAGAAUAGGAAUACCACUGCCCAGCCCACGAAUCCGAUAACAACUCAUAAAUCUCAACCAAAUCCGUCAACUCCCGUGGGUGUUUCAUCAUGGUCGGUAACUGCAUCUCCAGU
Messenger RNA from Hibiscus syriacus, 4669 nucleotides. Its product is annotated as protein ESSENTIAL FOR POTEXVIRUS ACCUMULATION 1-like. The transcript has 8 exons. The record is from RefSeq and is a predicted model, not a curated record. Bases 343 to 4539 code for a protein of 1398 amino acids. NCBI's taxonomy places the organism in Eukaryota, Viridiplantae, Streptophyta, Magnoliopsida, Malvales, Malvaceae. Gene Ontology annotation, molecular function: protein binding.